This is a messenger RNA of Colius striatus (speckled mousebird), 1201 nucleotides long. RefSeq names its product IFI30 lysosomal thiol reductase (gene IFI30). The transcript has 7 exons. The record is from RefSeq and is a predicted model, not a curated record. NCBI's taxonomy places the organism in Eukaryota, Metazoa, Chordata, Aves, Coliiformes, Coliidae. Bases 369 to 1139 code for a protein of 256 amino acids. Gene Ontology annotation, cellular component: lysosome. Gene Ontology annotation, molecular function: oxidoreductase activity, acting on a sulfur group of donors, disulfide as acceptor.
CAGCGGGGGAAGGCCAGGGCUCCUCCACGCUCACCCUCAGCUCUGAGCCGGGACGGAGCUUGGGCAGCACCCCGUGCCCGCCCCCGGAGCUGCCAGCCCAGGGGUGCUGAGGCAGCCGCGCAAGCUCGGGGGCGGCUCCGCUGCCUGCGUGCCCUCGAGUCCCCGACCCGUCCCGAGGGGUCGCGCCGCCCGAGCCGCAGUGCCAGGGGCGAGCGGGGCCGGGGCGGGGGCCUGAGUCAGCGGGCGCGUCACGCAGCCGGCAGGAAGCGCCCGCGGAGGCGGCUGCACGCGGCCUUUAAAACCCCGACGGGGCCGCGCUCGGGGCCGCAGCACCCGCCGUGCCCGUGGCCGUGGCCGUGCCCGUGGCCAUGGCCGUGGCCGCCGCGCUGCCGCUGCUGCUGGCGCUGCUGGCCCCGGCGCUCGCGGGAGCCUUCCCCGGCUGUGACUACCCACCGCCCCUCUGGUGCAGCUCGCCGGAGAUCGCCGCCGCCUGCCAGGCAGAGAGCCACUGCGCCAACCUCUCGCGCCCAGCGGCCGCACCGGUGGAGCUAAGCCUGUUCUACGAGAGCCUGUGCCCGGCGUGCCGCAACUUCCUGGUCCAGGAGCUUUUCACCACUUGGCUGCUGCUGCCCGUUGGGAUCCUGAACAUCACCCUGGUGCCCUACGGCAAUGCCCAGGAGAGGAACGACAGCGGGAAGUGGCAGUUUGAGUGCCAGCACGGCCCGGAGGAGUGUUUGGGCAACAUGAUCGAGACCUGCCUGAUGCACGAGGCCAAGGACUUCAACAGCUACUUCCCCGUCAUCUUCUGCCUGGAGUCGGGCAGCUCUGUCACCAAGAACCUGGAGGCCUGCCUCCAGGUCUACGCCCCGCAGCUGGACGGGAGCCGCAUCGCCGCCUGCGUGCAGGGGGACACGGGGGCUGCGCUGAUGCACCGCAACGCUCUGCUCACCGAGGCGCUCGACCCCCCGCACCAAUACGUGCCCUGGGUCGUCGUCAACGGGAAGCACACGGACGAGCUGCAGGAGCAGGCCCAGGCGGCGCUGCUGAGGCUGAUCUGCCGCCUCUACCAGGGGGAGAAGCCGGAGGCCUGCGGGGGCUCGGGGAGGGCGCCGAAGGAACCGCGGGGCUGCAGGCGCUGAAGGACGGGUGCGGGAAGCCCGCGCAGGCAGACAAUAAAAGCAGAGGAUGUGUGGAAAACAAA